Pelobates fuscus (common spadefoot toad) is the source of this 4016-nucleotide messenger RNA. RefSeq names its product inositol polyphosphate-5-phosphatase K (gene INPP5K). Gene Ontology annotation, molecular function: inositol bisphosphate phosphatase activity; phosphatidylinositol-3,4,5-trisphosphate 5-phosphatase activity; phosphatidylinositol-4,5-bisphosphate 5-phosphatase activity. Gene Ontology annotation, biological process: negative regulation of glycogen biosynthetic process; phosphatidylinositol dephosphorylation; negative regulation of peptidyl-serine phosphorylation. The record is from RefSeq and is a predicted model, not a curated record. Lineage: Eukaryota; Metazoa; Chordata; Amphibia; Anura; Pelobatidae. Gene Ontology annotation, cellular component: ruffle; plasma membrane; cytoplasm. Bases 9 to 1655 code for a protein of 548 amino acids. The transcript has 13 exons.
CUCAUGACAUGAUGGAGAGCCACAGCUCCAAGAGUUCAGAGUUAGAUUUGUUCUUCCUCACUCAGUCCCCCUCUGACAGCCAGUCUCGCGUGCGCUCAGACAGUUUAAGCAGCACUGGCUCCUACGGAAGGUAUGUGCUGCGUCAGAGAGUGGCUCAGCUCAUGACCUGCAUGGAAGAUGUGAGCUCGGAUGAUGAAAUUCAUGAAGAACUCUCCCGCUCAAUAGAUCACGCUUUUAAAAUCUGUGGCAAAAAGAUGGCACCAAAAACACAGGAUUUCAGGAUACACUUGGUGACUUGGAAUGUGGGAACAGCACCUCCUCCCCGAGAUGUCAGCUCGUUACUGCUUCUGGACACACCAAAAUCAGACAUUGAUAUGUAUAUUGUGGGCUUACAGGAGGUUAAUUCUAAGAUAGUAACUUUUCUAUCAGACUUGGCUUUCGACGACCCAUGGAGUCUGUUCCUCAUGGAUAUUUUGGCUCCUCUUGGUUACAUCAAGCAUUCCUCUAUCCGGAUGCAAGGUCUCCUUCUCCUGGUGUUUGUAAAACACAGGCAUAUCCCUUUCAUCCAAGACAUCCGCACCAACUACAUCCGCACUGGUCUCUAUGGCUACUGGGGAAACAAAGGAGGAGUGACUGUCCGUAUGUCUGUCUAUGGACAUAUGCUGUGCUUCGUGAACUGCCAUUUGCCUGCCCAUAUGGAGAACACACACCAAAGGCUUGAUGAUUUUGAGAGGAUGCUGGAGGCGCAUCAGUUCGAUGGAGAAAGUGUUGGCAGCAUUCUAGACCAUGAUGCUGUGUUCUGGUUUGGAGACCUGAAUUUUCGUAUUACCGACUUUGGGAUCCAUUUUAUCAGGGAAGUUAUACAAGGCAACCGCUACAGUGUGCUCUGGGAAAAAGACCAGUUAAAUAUGGCCAAGAAAAAGGAAGGAUUCCUUCAAGGCUUUAUGGAAGGACCCCUAAAGUUUAAACCUACUUACAAAUUUGAUUUGAAUUCUGAUGUGUAUGACACCAGAUGGAAGAAAUCCCUGUUUGGAUUUAAUGGAAAAAAGCGUAAACCAGCCUGGACUGAUCGCAUUCUUUGGAAGUUAAAGAAUAUUUCGGAAGAUGAAUCUGGGGAACACCCAGAAGCAGAUUAUGAAAAUAUCUUAAAGAUUAUUUUGGAAAAGUACACCAGUCACAUGAACUAUGGUAUCAGCGACCAUAAACCAGUAACCGGAACCUUCAAUGUGCAGAUGAAACCUCUCAUUGUCGCAGCCCCAGUUGCUGUCAAAGCUGAGGGAGAAUGGAAUGCUGAUCAUGAUGCCCUGAUAAGCUAUUCUGUGGCCAAGGAUUUCCCCAGCAGCACGUGGGACUGGAUUGGCCUAUACCCCGUUGGUUUCAGACAUACGAAGGAUUAUGUCACUUAUGCAUGGGUUAAGGAUGAUGAAAUUUCUUUCAGUGAAGACUGUAAUCAAGUUUACAUUAGCGCAGAUGGGAUCCCGCUUGACGGAGGAGAAUUUCUGCUUUGCUAUUAUUGUCACAAUUUGCAGUGCUUGGCUGGAAUCAGUCAACCUUUUCAGAUUCAGCCUGGCCGGAUUUUGGCAGUAAAGGAAAGUGCACAAGAAAUUACAGAUGGUCCAAUCAAGACUGACAAUUUUUUGGGAGAUAACUUUUGAGUUUUAGUAUGAAAUAUACUGAGUCCUCAAUGCUAAAAGCAGCAUAGCCUGGCCUCUAUUCUGCUGAACCCCAAGCACUUAACUGUGAUUCGCGUUACCAGGGAGAGCUUCCCUGAACUUAUUACUCUCAUGUGAUGGCUAAAGUACAAUACUGAUGGACAUCAAAAGGAAAUGUAUGAUUGAAAUUUUAGAUUUUAUGGAAUUUUUAUUUUCAUUUUAACUUAAUAUGUAAUACUUUACUGAGCUACUACCAUGGAAUGGGUAGGAAUUUACUGAAGCAUUGGUAGUGCCAUUAGUGUGUGAUCUUUGUGCAUGCAGGUCCAACUUAUUUCAGGUCACUGUGAAAAAUUGCAAAAAAUACCUACCCUAGGGAGAUUCUUUCUGGGUGACACACAAGUUUGCCUUUCUUCGGUUUUUGGCACUUUUUGUCUGAAGAUGCCCCAUGACUUGUAAUGUUUUAUGUUCCUGUUAGGUGUGGAUUUAUAUACUAAAUACUCUUUGGGUAGAAUCACCAUUAAUUCCUCCACCUAGGAAAUAGGCAGAAUAAACUUAGACUUCCUCAGGAAACAUCGGUAGGAAGUAGGAAUGCACUUAUAUAAGCCAUAUAUGGCAACAAAUGGGUUAAACGUCCACAAAAAUAGUUGUUUUUUAAAUGGAGUAAAUGGAGCUUACAGAAAACUUUUUUUAAAAACCACACCCUUUUUGACUUUUGAAAUAAGUGCUUGGCCUAUAGCUAAAUAUGAUUUAAAGGGGCACUAUAGUGUCAGGAACACUAAUGUGUAUUUCUGACAGUAUAUAGUUCUAGAUGGUUAGCACCCCUUCCUCGGAUAAAAAAGGUGAUUUGCUCACCUUUUUCCAGCACCGCGCGGGGCUCCUCGAGUGGCCCCACCCCCUGAUCCGCCUCCUUGACUGACAUCAUCAGAAUUGAUGAUCUCAGCCAAUCACAAUGCUUUCCUGUAGGAAAGCAUUGGAUUGGCUUACAUGGUCAUUUCUGAUGAUCUGUCAAUGAGAGGGUGUGGGGGUGGAGUCAAAUGCUGCUCUGGACAAUCAGCAUCUCCUAAUAGAGAUGCAUUAAAUCACUGUGCAGCACUGACCCAGGAAGCACCUCUAGUGGCCAUCUGACUGCCACUGGAGGUGUCUCUAGGGAGCAAUGUAAACACUGCCUUUUCUCUGAAAAGGCAGUGUUGACUUUUUAAAGGAAAAUAUGGUUGCUGUCGGUAAAGAGAAAUUAAGGGCAAAUAUUAUUCAGUCCGACAACAAAAAUCAACACCAGACUGACUAACAGCGUUAUUUUGGGCUAAAAUUUUAAAUUUACUUUGAAUUCUCACUUUAGUCAAUAUCCCUGUAAGUGUUCAAUCUGCAGAAACAGUUUGAUUCCUUUAUGCUCUCUUUGUAUAGUUACUAUGAGUGGCCUUUAAAACAUACUGACAUUAAGUGCUACAGGAAGUUCAAUGUUUACAGAUUGGACCGGCUGUUUAAAUAUGGGCAUAUCUUACAUUCCAAAAUUUUUCAACAAUACGUUAGCAGAACCACGCACAGACCUAGCAUGUUAUAUUAAGUUCUUUAAAUUUAUACAUAUUACGGACGCAACAUGAUCUACUGAUGAGCAUUGUCUGGUCAAAAAGCACUAUUACCGGUAAAUAUUUUAUAAAAAUAAGGCUAUACAGAUGUAAUCCUUGCUGCUUUAACCAAACUCAAUGUGCCUGUUUAGGUGGAGAUUACGGUUUUGAAGAUAUUUCUGUAUGAACUGCUAGUUUUUGUGUUUACAAAAAAAUGUUAAUGAGUUAUUUAAUAGAUUCCAUUAUCUAUUAUUGGCUAUAGAUUGAAGAAUGUGCUGUGGGCCAUUUAUCACAUAUCAGAAGGCACGUGCGCGUUGUUCAUUUUGGUUUGAAAUCGUAUAUAUGGUUGAGUCUGGAAUAGUUACAAAGCAGGGAACCUUAAACUCACUUCUCACCCAUCCAUUGCUUCACUAUUAUCAUGUAUUUACUACCAACAACCUAAUGAACAUAUUUAAUUAGUAAUAUUAAAUGUAUAUUAUCUGCACUUUUUUUUUUAUGUCGUAGCAAAAUCUAAAUGAAGCUGACCAUUAACGCAGACCUAUCUUCGUAAGUACAGCAUGGCUGCCAAACCCUAGCUCCCCAGCAUUUUGUGAAAUUAUCAAGCAUUCUCAAGAAGCUGUACAACAUUCAGUGAGAUAUACCUUUCACUGGUAAUUUAAAUGCUAAUUCCUCCCAAGAUGAUGGUGGAUGACGAAUUUUCAUUAAUUUAUCCGUGUUUGUUACAUAGCAAUAUUGGUUAAAAAUGAUCAAAAUUCAUCAACACAUCUCGGAUACUGCUGUUGAUACAAAGGAAGGCAAACAA